AUGAAAACCUGUGUCCCGCUCCUCGCUCUGUUCCUCGCCACUUUGGCCUCUGCAGAUGAAAGUGAUCACGUGAAAAUCAUUCGUCACCACCACCAAAGCCACGACGACACCUCCGACAAAAGUCAGCAUCUCAACGAGCGAGGAGUGGCGAACCAAGAAGCACUGACCAAGAAGCAGGAAUUCUUCUACAGCAUGACCAACAUGAAGUCCACGCCAUGGGACACGAGGCUUGCGAUUCGAGCUGAAAAGUGCAAAGAUUUGUGCCAGCUCAGCUCGUUUUGGGCGCAGCAAGAAGAUCGCAACUGCUUGAACAAUCCGUCAAGUGUUUGCCCCGCUUACAAGUCGGGACAUGCGUCAAUGGCCAUCGUGCUCAAUCUAGCUGAGUGCACGUGCCUCAAGAACGGCAGAAGCAGCGGUAGCUCGUAA
Messenger RNA from Peronospora matthiolae, 426 nucleotides. The record is from the annotation of a GenBank genome assembly. NCBI's taxonomy places the organism in Eukaryota, Oomycota, Peronosporomycetes, Peronosporales, Peronosporaceae.